AUGGCGCCAGGCCCCGGCGGCGCGGGCGCUCCGCCUCCCGGAGUGACGUCCCCCGGCUCCCCCCCACCUCUUUUCCCGCCCCUCUGCCCCCUCCCCCCCUCCCCCCCGCCGGCUCCCCGCGGCCCCGGAGGGUUCACUGCACAACAAGAUGGCGGCGGCGGCGCCCCCGCUGCUGUGCCCCCGGCGGCUGGCCCGCCGCGUCCCUCAGCCCCGGCCUCCCGCGGGCCGGUGCCUGCCCGCAUCGGCUACUACGAGAUCGACCGCACCAUCGGCAAGGGCAACUUCGCUGUGGUCAAGCGGGCCACGCACCUCGUCACCAAGGCCAAGGUUGCUAUCAAGAUCAUAGAUAAGACCCAGCUGGAUGAAGAAAACUUGAAGAAGAUUUUCCGAGAAGUUCAAAUUAUGAAGAUGCUUUGCCACCCCCAUAUUAUCAGGCUGUACCAGGUUAUGGAGACAGAACGGAUGAUUUAUCUGGUGACAGAAUAUGCUAGUGGAGGGGAAAUAUUUGACCACCUGGUGGCCCAUGGCAGAAUGGCAGAAAAGGAGGCCCGUCGGAAGUUCAAACAGAUUGUCGCAGCUGUCUAUUUUUGUCACUGUCGGAAUAUUGUUCAUCGUGAUCUAAAAGCUGAAAAUUUGCUACUGGAUGCCAAUCUGAAUAUCAAAAUAGCAGAUUUUGGCUUCAGUAACCUCUUCACUCCUGGGCAGCUGCUAAAGACCUGGUGUGGCAGCCCUCCCUAUGCUGCACCUGAACUCUUUGAAGGAAAGGAAUAUGAUGGGCCCAAAGUGGACAUCUGGAGCCUCGGAGUCGUCCUCUAUGUGCUUGUGUGUGGUGCCCUGCCAUUUGAUGGGAGCACACUGCAGAAUCUGCGGGCCCGGGUGUUGAGUGGAAAGUUCCGCAUCCCAUUUUUUAUGUCCACAGGUAAGGGAGUUGCCAUCACACAGCUAUGA
Messenger RNA from Lipotes vexillifer (Yangtze River dolphin), 948 nucleotides. Its product is annotated as serine/threonine-protein kinase SIK3-like. Gene Ontology annotation, cellular component: cytoplasm. Gene Ontology annotation, biological process: microtubule cytoskeleton organization; protein phosphorylation; intracellular signal transduction. The record is from RefSeq and is a predicted model, not a curated record. Gene Ontology annotation, molecular function: ATP binding; tau-protein kinase activity. Bases 1 to 948 code for a protein of 315 amino acids. Lineage: Eukaryota; Metazoa; Chordata; Mammalia; Artiodactyla; Lipotidae. The transcript has 7 exons.